GGACUCUGCCAAGCAGUCAGGGAGAAGUAAACAUCCAAAAACCACCACCAUUCUGUCAGCACCGAAAUCGCAAACAUAAAAGUUGUUCACUUCGCAGUCAACACUGCCGCGAGUGAUAGAAAAUGGCCGCCGCAGCGCCAGAGAAAGACAAAUACAAGGUGCACAAGCUUUCGCUGAAAGGCAGCGCAAAGCUUGUCGCCGAGUUUUUCCAGUAUUCGAUACACACGAUUCUCUUUCAACGAGGCGUCUACCCCGCCGAGGACUUCACCGCCGUCAAGAAGUACGGCCUCAACAUGCUCGUCUCGUCCGACGACCAAGUCCGCGCCUACAUCAAGAAGAUCAUGUCACAGCUCGACAAGUGGAUGGUUGGCGGCAAGAUCUCCAAACUGGUCAUUGUCAUCACCGACAAGGACACGGGCGAGAACAUUGAACGGUGGCAGUUUGACGUCCAAAUCCUCGCGAAACCCAAAUCCAAACCCUCCUCCUCCUCCUCCUCCUCCUCCUCAAAAACCCCCAAACCAACCACCACCACCUCCACCUCCACCUCCACAAACCAAGAAAACACCCCAUCAGACCCCACCGCCCCAUCCCCAUCAGGUACACCGGGGGUAGAAAAAACAGAAUCCGAAAUCCAAUCCGAAAUCGCCGCCAUCUUCCGCCAAAUCACCGCCUCCGUCACCUUCCUCCCACAGCUCUCAGGCGACUGCACCUUCAACGUGCUCGUCUACGCCGACGCGUCGAGCGAGGUGCCCGUCGAGUGGGGGGACAGCGACGCCAAGGAGAUUGUCAACGGCGAGCGGGUCCAGCUUCGGGGUUUCAGCACGGCCAGUCACCGCGUUGAUACCCUGGUUAGUUAUCGGUUGCAGGACUGAUCGCCAGGCUUGGGGGGUGAGUUGUUUUCUUGGUUUUGGGGUGUAUAAAUGGGUGUAUAUUGUGCUUGGGAGUUUUUACCUGGUUGGGGUGCUGGCAUGGGACAGGAUGGCGUUACGGAUUAUAUCUCUAGCUGCGCUGGAUCUUCACGGGCCGAGAUACGGAUAUAUCAGGGAUCAAUAUGAUUCGGUUUGAUGUUGUGCUCAAGUGGGCGAAAAAUCGCUGGCAAAGACCAUGUCAUUGUAACUCAUAUGCCCCGCUCUAUGGCUCAGUGUUUCCGGCGUCCUCUAUUGCUUUACGGCAUUUUUCACACCCUUUGACUCUUGCCACCCUCCCGAGGAUCGAAAAGUACACUUUUUACGGACCCUAGACACGCUUGAAAAAGUAGACAUAUGCAUUCUUCUUCAUCU
Messenger RNA from Canariomyces notabilis, 1280 nucleotides. RefSeq names its product DNA-binding protein. Lineage: Eukaryota; Fungi; Ascomycota; Sordariomycetes; Sordariales; Chaetomiaceae. The coding region runs from base 123 to 872 and encodes 249 amino acids. Gene Ontology annotation, biological process: mitotic spindle assembly checkpoint signaling. Gene Ontology annotation, cellular component: kinetochore; cytoplasm; nucleoplasm. The record is from RefSeq and is a predicted model, not a curated record. The transcript has 4 exons.